Oreochromis aureus is the source of this 1319-nucleotide messenger RNA. RefSeq lists its product as uncharacterized. The transcript has 6 exons. The coding region runs from base 551 to 1261 and encodes 236 amino acids. NCBI's taxonomy places the organism in Eukaryota, Metazoa, Chordata, Actinopteri, Cichliformes, Cichlidae. The record is from RefSeq and is a predicted model, not a curated record.
GUCUUAAAAUUUGUCUUUUGGAUAAAGCUUAUAGUCAGGGCUGGAUCAUGUGACCCUGAACCCUCCAUUAUGCUGCAGUAAGCAGUGGUAGGUAGUGAUUCUUCUUGGAUCUGGAACUUUCUCCUUGCCUUUGACCUGUCACACUCUGCUGUUUGCUUUUUUCCCCUCACACCUAACUGUUCGCAGCACAUGACUAUUACCUGAUGAGCAUGUUUCUGCUGGAAGGUAGGGUCUUUACCUUUCAAUAUAAAGUGCGUUUAGUUGAUUGUUGCUGUGAAUUGGCACUAUAUUAAAAAACUGAAUUGUCAGGAAUAGCAUUUUAGUUCAAUUCAAUAGAAAUAGCGUAAGGGAGGUGGAUAGUGUCAUUAUGGAUUGCUAGCACAAUACUUCAGCAUUUUUUCAUUACUUAGGUUAAUGCAGUUUUUCUGUCAUCUUCCUUUAACUCAGAUUACAACACAAAAACAGACGAAUACGUCAUCUAAACUGGGCUGAGCCUCAUAACUAGAGAACACACUUUAAAGUGAGAAUCCACACUAUCAGCAGAUGAGCCAUGAUGGAGUUUAUUCAUGUUGCUGUCACUGUUCUCAGCCUUCUCCCUCUUGGGCGCUCAGCUCCUGUGACAAGCUGUGAGAAUCUAAUCCAGCCUCGUGAAAUCCCCGGAAAUCAACUGCUGGGAAAAUGGAUACUACUAGCAGAGAGGACAAGCAUACCUGGAUCCAAAAUGCUGGUACAGAUGCUUAUGGAAAACACCUGGGUGAACAUCACUGCUGCCAGUGAAGCCGAUACAUUUAACAAUCUCCAAAUUCAAAAAAAGAUGGGCAAGUGCUUCACAUUGAAAACCAACAUGACUUUGGUUAACAACACUCUCACUAUAUUGCACACUUACCGAUUGUCUGGUGUCCUGCUGAAUACUGGCUGCCCUGACUGCCUUGUUAUCUACUCAAAUAACACCAUCGGAAGAAUCGCAGUCAAAGCUCUCCAGCUCCUGAGUAGGAGAGUUAAAGUUUCUGCUGCUGAGCUGGAAGAGUUUACAAAGCAGGCAGAGUGUCUGAACCUACAACCACCUGCUAUCAUGGACUCGGAAAAGGGUUUGUGCCCAGAUCCAACUCUUGCCCCAGAAACAAAGACCACUGAUGUAACUGCAGACAGCAUAAGCUCUGAUGAGCUCAGCCUUCUAGAAAAGCUUCUCAGUAGUGAAAGUGGAGUGAAGACCCUUUUGGAUAUGAUCCAAAGAAGUAUGGCUUCAUUCAAGCAAGACUGACUGCUAUGACUGUGAAGAAUAUUGCCACUAAAAAUAAAGAUGCUAAAAAAAUAAAAAA